Messenger RNA from Colletotrichum graminicola M1.001, 1080 nucleotides. Its product is annotated as zinc-binding dehydrogenase. The transcript has 3 exons. Gene Ontology annotation, molecular function: oxidoreductase activity, acting on NAD(P)H. Lineage: Eukaryota; Fungi; Ascomycota; Sordariomycetes; Glomerellales; Glomerellaceae. The record is from RefSeq and is a predicted model, not a curated record. Bases 1 to 1080 code for a protein of 359 amino acids.
AUGUCGCCCUCGAGGAUAAAUGAGCUUACGCCCCCAGCAAUACAGGAGGGCAUCGUCGCCGACAGUAAUGGCGCGCCCGUGGUAUCGGCCAAGGCACCAUAUCCGCCUCUGGGACCAGACCAAGUGUGCGUCCGCACCGAGGCCGUGGCGAUUAACCCCAGCGACACCAAGAUGACGGGCGACUUUGUCGUACCCAAUGCCCUCUUCGGAGCAGACUACGCCGGGACCGUCGUCGAGAUCGGCUCGCAUGUUCAAGGGGUCGGAAUCGGAGAUCGUAUAUGCGGUGCUCAGCACAGCAUGUUUGCCGAGACGCCGUUCAAUGGGGCUUUUGGGCGGUUCAACGUCACCAACGGAUCUGUCUGGUUGAAGCUCCCGCCAACAUGGAGCUCCGAGGCCGGAUCUUCGCUCGGCGCCAGUGUCAGCACCGCCGGCCUUGCCAUCAGGGCUCUGGGCUUACCGCUCCCAGACGAACCCCGGAGUGUGUCUGACUGGGUUUUGGUGUAUGGUGGUAGCACCGCAACUGGGACCAUCGCCAUUCAGUUGCUGAAGCUCGCCAACCUCAUCCCGAUAGCAGUCUGCUCACCCAAGGGUUUUGACCUGGCAAAAUCCCGUGGCGCAGUAGAGGUGUUUGACUAUCGGGAUCCAGAGUGCGGGGAGAAGAUUCGGAAUUAUACUUCCAACAAUCUGAUGUAUGCUCUAGACUGCAUAACGACCGUAGAGUCGACUCAGGCGUGUUUCAAGGCCAUCGGACGUGCUGGCGGCAAGUAUGUAUCUCUCGAUCCGUUCCAGCAACACGUUGCAACGAGGAAGGUCGUCAAGACGGACUGGGUGCUGGGCCCCGCGAUCUUCGGCGACGGCUCGACCUGGCCGGCCCCUUACGGGCGACCGGCCGACCCCGAGUUGAAAGAGUUCGGUGCCAAACUCUGGGCGAUUACACAAAAGCUGGUCGACGAGGGCAGACUGCAACAUCAUCCACUGCGUGUGCUCGAAGGCGGCUUUGAGGACAUUGUCAGGGGGAUGGAGCUGGUGAAGAAGGGCCAGGUGUCUGGGGAGAAGAUUGUUGUCCGGCUAUCACAAUAA